Molecule: messenger RNA, 4574 nt
Organism: Labeo rohita (rohu)
Lineage: Eukaryota; Metazoa; Chordata; Actinopteri; Cypriniformes; Cyprinidae
Gene: tinagl1
Product: tubulointerstitial nephritis antigen-like 1
Exons: 12
Coding region: 156-1574 (472 amino acids)
Biological process (GO): proteolysis
Cellular component (GO): lysosome
Molecular function (GO): peptidase inhibitor activity; cysteine-type peptidase activity
Source: RefSeq, a predicted model, not a curated record
AAUCCUAGUGUGACUAGGGGCCAGACAGGAGGCUGAAGACAGUGAGUGUGCAACUGUAUUUAGUACUUUGACCUGUAGCUGAAACAGACCAGCUAACAUUUUGUGCACUGGAUAUAACCAGAGGAAGGAUUUGAUUUCACUAUACAAGAUAAGCAAUGUUGAAGCUCUUGAUGCUGGCCGCCAUCACAGCGCUCCUCCUGCUGGCGGAAGGGGGAAUGUCGGCGAGGACUCAGUCCCGCACUAAGAGAGAACUGGCCAACCCAUUGCACCUCAGGGGAAUCCGGGACCCCUUUGGCUCCUACUGCCAGAGGAGAGGAGGAUGCUGCCCCGGCCGAAAUGACCAGUGCACUGUGCCGUACCUGGACACCAUCUGUUACUGCGACUUGUUCUGCAACCGCACCGUGUCCGACUGUUGUCCUGACUUCUGGAGCCACUGCUUGGGAACAACUCCUCCAUACCCUCCCAGUUCUUGUGAAAGGAACGGCCAGAGGUUUCACUCAGGAGCAACAUAUAAAGAGAACUGUAAUUUAUGUACAUGUGGUCAAAAUGGGCGCUGGGAAUGUGAGCAUCAUGCCUGUCUGAUAGAGGAUGACAUGAUCCAGGAAAUCAACAGGAGAAGCUAUGGUUGGAGGGCCGCAAACUACAGUCAGUUCUGGGGUAUGACGCUAGACGAGGGUCUGCGGUAUCGUCUGGGCACACAACGCCCCUCACGGACCAUUAUGAACAUGAAUGAGAUCCAGAUGAAUAUGAACGGAAACGAUCAUCUGCCAAGUUACUUUAACGCAGUAGACAAAUGGCCAGGGAAAAUCCACGAGCCCUUGGACCAGGGGAACUGCAAUGCAUCCUGGGCUUUCUCAACUGCAGCUGUUGCAUCAGACCGGAUCUCUAUUCAGUCAAUGGGUCACAUGACCCCUCAGCUCUCACCUCAGAAUCUGAUUUCCUGUGACACACGCCAUCAGGGCGGCUGCUCCGGUGGGCGUAUCGAUGGGGCCUGGUGGUACCUGAGGAGAAGAGGGGUUGUGACAGAGGAGUGUUACCCCUUCUCUUCACCCCAGCAAACUCCUGCCGAAGUGUCUCGCUGUAUGAUGCAAAGUCGAGCGGUGGGCCGGGGAAAGAGGCAGGCCACAGCGCACUGUCCCAACAGCCACAGCUACCACAAUGAUAUCUACCAGUCAACCCCACCAUACAGAUUGUCCUCCAGUGAGAAUGAGAUUAUGAAGGAGAUUAUGGAUAAUGGCCCCGUGCAAGCCAUCAUGGACGUCCAUGAGGAUUUCUUUGUGUACAAGAGUGGAAUUUACCGGCAUACAGAUGUCAAUCACCACAAACCGUCAGAGUACCGCAAACACGGAACACACUCGGUCAGGAUAACAGGAUGGGGUGAGGAAAGAGAUUACAGCGGCAGAACGCACAAAUACUGGAUUGCAGCCAACUCAUGGGGCAAGAACUGGGGCGAGGACGGUUACUUCCGAAUCGCCCGUGGUGUAAACGAGUGCGAGAUCGAGACCUUCGUGAUCGGCGUGUGGGGCAGAGUCACCAUGGAAGACAUGCACAACCAUCACGGACGCCGCAAGUAGAGAUCUGCAGUGUAUGAUUUAAACCACAAACUCAGUCAGGUCUUUUGCAUGUUUGUUGGUUCUCUUCAUGCCACACCAUAAAAAGUGGUGUCCACUGCCCCCCUCUGUCCAAACACACAUCUCUAAUGUGUAAAAACUCCAGUUAUAUCGUCUUAUUGGUGGAAACCGGCUUGUUACACUCCUUGACUGGACCUCAAAAAACAGCCACAGCCACAGCCACAGGACUCCGAUGCACUCAGGACUCAGUAUCCAAAGACACACUUCACAGGCACACAUAUGCGCUCAGCAUCACAAUGUAACUAUCUCAAAUGUCUAAUAUAGUAAUAUAUUAGGAUGUGUCUUUUGUUUUGUGUCUUUUUCUUAUGUUCGGGAAUCAUUACAUACCGAAGCAGAAAGUCAGACAGCACUCCAUAGGUUAUGCUAAAAGGUUAGAGGAACAGAGGAACAGAGGAACACCAGGAUGGCGGAAGAAGAAGGUUUUAGGACCAAUAAUUUAUUCCAAAAAUAGCCCAGAACAGAUUUAUGACAGUUCUCUGCAUUCCGUUAAGAUUAAGGUUGUUUAAAAUCACUUUAAAGCAUUUUAACCCACUCCAGUCCUUGUUGCAAAGUCUGAUUCUGUUCAGAUACCUGUUAAAUAAAGUUAAAGGAAGUAAGGAACAGCUGUUCCUUUGCUCUCAUUUUAAAAUAUAACAAGAAGAAAACCAAAAUAAAUGUUUUUUACGCUACGAGACCAAAAAAAUGGACAUCAGUUACUGCAGUUUUAAUCCAAUCCAUAAGAAUUUAAAGGCUGGAAGUGUUUGGUCAUGUAACCUGGAGCUUAAAGUGACUUUAAGGGCACAUAUACAAAGGCAAAGACACCUGUUUAUCAUCAGGAUCAACCUUUGGUUGAAACUGUUAUAGUGUGUUGGUUAUGUUUCGCUGGGAAAAAAAAAAAAAUAUAUAUAUAUAUAUAUAUAUAAAUACCAUUAAAAUCUGCUCAAGUCUUAAGCUAUUGUACUCUGUGAACUAAUAAGAUUGUACACAAAUAUUGACAUAAACCUUAUUUUUUUGUUCUCGUGUCUGUUUUGUUGAAUUAUUUAAUUGAUUACUAUUACCAUUAGUAUUUUAAAAAAAUAUUUCUUUGCUUUUCAUUUACAUAAAAAAGAAAAAACGUAAAAAAUGAGAUUUUAUAAGUGUAUUACAGGGGCGAAAGUGCACAUGGGGUUGGGUUCAGUGCUGAAUUACUACUGUCUCGCUAUAUACAGUUAAGGUCAAAAGUUUACAUACACCUUGCAGAAACUGCAAAAUGUUACUUAUUUUACCCAAAAAAGAGGGAUCAUACAAAAUGCAUGUUAUUUUUUAUUAAGUACUGACCUGAAUAAGAUAUUUCACGUAAAAGAUGUUUACAUAUAAUAAAUAUGUAAAAAAUAUAGAAAAUAAUAGUUCAAAGUUUACUUACACUUGAUUCUUAAUACUGUGUUGUUACCUGAAUAAUCCACAGCUGUGUUUUUGUUGUUUAAUAGUUGUUCAUGAGUCUCUUGUCUGUCUUGAACAGUUAAACUGCCUGCUGUUCUUCAGAAAAAUCCUUCAGGUCCCACAAAUUCUUUGGUUUUUCAGCUGUUUAGUGUAUUCGAACCCUUUCCAACAAUGACUGUAUGAUUUUGAGAUCCAUAUUUUCACACUGAGGACAACUGAGGAACUCAUAUGCUCACUGAUGCAUCAAUGGGAAAUACGAUCCAUUAAGAGCCGGGGUGAAAACUUUUUGAAUUUGAAGAUUAGAGUAAAUUUGACUUAUUUUGUCUUCUGGCAAACAAGCAUCUUCUGUAGCUUCUGAAGGGCAGUACUAAAUGAAAAAAAUAUGAUAUUUAGGCAAAAUAAGAAAAAUGUACACAUUUUUUUCAUUCGGUUCAAAAGUUUUCACCCCGGGGUGAAAACCGGUGAAAAGGUAAAUAAAUCUCAAAAUCAUACAGUCAUUGCUGGAAAGGGUUCAAAUACACAAAAAUGCUGAAAAAUCAAAGAAUUUGUGGGACCUGAAGGAUUUUUCUGAAGAACAGUGGGCAGUUUAACUCAUGACAAGACACCAGACAAACAAAGGACUCAUGAACUUAAAAAAAAAAUGAACGUAUUAAGAAUCAAGUGUAUGUAAACUUUUGAACGGUUUCAUUAUUUUCUCUUGUGGACUGUAUGUAAACGUCUUUUAUGUGAAAUAUCUUAUUCAGGUCAGUGCUAAAUAAAAAACAUGCAUUUUCUAUGAUCCCUCUUAUUUUGGUCAAAUAAUUAACAUUUUGCAGAUUCUGCAAGGUGUAUGUAAACUUUUGACUUCAAAUGUAAAUCAGGCGAAACUUCAAUAUUACAAGAUAUCAUAGAGCAUGUUUGCUUCUCGAAUAUCCAUUUACAUAUAUAUGGAGAUCAAUGUGCGUUAAUAAGCGUGAGACAGCUUAUUGCUCGCGGACUAUAAUAUCGUGCAUGCGCCAGAGCUCCGAGCAACCCCAUCUGCUGACUUUGAUAAUGAUAACGUCAUUAUUAUGGUGACAUGACUAAUUCAAAAGCCUUAUGACAGGCAUCUGAUUCGGCAAUACACACUUAAAGACUAAGACAGGGGGUCUUUCAGUGUAAAUUCAGCAACAGAUACUAGAUUCUGGCCACCGGUGAAAUGUUCUCUAUUAGUCAUGCAAGAAGUUUAUAUUAAGAUAAAGCAGGUAUAUGAAGCCAGAUGAGUCCAGCAUAUGGGCUCAUGUCAUGAAUAUUCAGUGUCUUAAUAUUGGCAGAUUUUACAUUACGGUUCAUAUUAUACUCUGAUUUGAGCCAAGCUGGAUUGUUCUCAUUUUAGACAUUAUUCAGUUCUGUCUUCCAGUUCUGUAAUUAUGAAUUAAUACUGUGUUAUUUAAGAACAAAGUCUGUUCGUAAAUCGCUGGUUACUACUGUGCAAUGUUAUCAUGUUUUUUUUUCUCGUCUUGUCUGUACACAAUGCAAACCACUGUAGUGUUCACCUGUGUGACGCAAUAAAAGUCCUACAGCCAA